Molecule: messenger RNA, 5385 nt
Organism: Quercus robur (English oak)
Lineage: Eukaryota; Viridiplantae; Streptophyta; Magnoliopsida; Fagales; Fagaceae
Exons: 19
Coding region: 341-4921 (1526 amino acids)
Biological process (GO): regulation of transcription by RNA polymerase II
Source: RefSeq, a predicted model, not a curated record
CUAAUCGAAUCUCUUUCUCUCUCUAAAAUAUAUUUUUCCCUCUCUCUCUCUUUCUCUCUCUUCACCUCGAAAGCGAAAUCGAAGUACGAAAAAACAAAAUCGUUUUUUUAAAAUCGGAUCCGAAGCAAAAUACGAACCAGAAUAACUGAAAACCCUAACCCUAGCCGCGACUUUAUCCUCUCUCUCUCUUCUCACUCCGCAUGUGAAAGACGUUAGCCACAGUGAGAUUAGGGUUAGGGUUUCAUUUUCGGCGUAAGGAAGGUCUCGAAGGAGAGCCAGAUUUAGGAUAAGGAUUGGGAUUAGGUUUAGGGUUAAGAGUUUUGGGGGCUCCGGGGAUGGAAUGCGGUGGUGGGUGGUGUUGUUGUUGCUGAUGACCGGAGACCGAUGUCACCGGCAGAGGAAGAUGAUGGGUAGGGGUGCGGACGGAGGUUGUGGCACUGAGGAGAGGCCUUGCCCUGUUUCUAGGGUUCCGGCCAAAAAUCCGGCGACCCAACCGGAAAUUGAAGAAAAGCAGCGGACUUCACCAGAUAUUGAUUUAUACUCGCAGGCUAGGAAAGCGCUCAGCGAGCGCUCGCCUUUCGACGCUGUUCCCGAGGAGAAUUCGGCUUUGAGUUUGCUCACUUUGCCUAGUGGGUUGGCUAGUUUCUUGUGGAGGAGUUCGGAUAGUCGAAGGCGGCACAAGAAGUCACAUUCGGGUGCGGAUAAGAAGUCUGCUCGGCCAGCUCGAGGUUCCAACAUUUGGGUUGAGACUGAGGAGUACUUUAGAGACCUCACAUUGCCUGAUAUUGAAGCCUUGUAUGAGGUAUCUUCUCCUCUUAGUUCUUUAGUGACUCGGAAGUGUUUUCUUAUUCCGUUUUUGGAAAAUGACCCGAGGGCGAGUGUAGGUAGUUUUGGAAAUGAGAGUGUGAAUGAGCAGGGUGGGAAUGAAGGUGGGAAUGAAGGUGGGAAUGGGAAUGGAAAUGGGGAUGGAGAGGGAAAUGAAAAUGGAGAUGGAAAUGGAAAUGGGGAUGAGAAUGAGAAUGAGAAUGAGAACGAGAACGGGAAUGGGAAUGGGAAUGGCAAUGAGAAUGGGAAUGAGGAUGGGAAUGUAAAUGGGGUUGUUAAAGAGGAGGAGGUAAAGAGUGAGGCUGAGCAGGCUAUGGAAAUUGACAGUGUAGGAGCUGAUGUUUCGCCUCAGGAUGAAAAGAGUUGUUCUGUUUCUGAUUCCUCUGGUGGGUUAGAGUGGCUUUUAGGAACUAGGAAUAAGAUUUCUUUAACUUCGGAGCGUCCUUCGAAGAAGAGAAGGCUUCUGGGUAGUGAUGCAGGGUUGGAGAAAGUUUUAAUUGCUUGUCCUUGUGAAGGGAAUUCAUCUUUGUGCCAUUUUUGCUGUAUGGGUGACACGGGCAAGGAGUCCAACCAAUUGAUUGUUUGCAGUUUGUGUAAGGUUGCAGUUCAUCAGAAGUGCUAUGGUGUUCAGGAGGAUGUGGACGAGUCUUGGUUGUGUGCAUGGUGCAAGCAGACGAGUGAUAGCAAUGAUUCAGUGAAGCCUUGUAUGCUUUGCCCGAAGCAGGGUGGUGCUUUAAAACCUAUUCAUAAGACUAAUGAAAAUGAUGGAGCUUUGGAGUUUGCUCACUUGUUUUGUUGUCAUUGGAUGCCUGAGGUUUAUAUAGAGGACUUGAAAAAGAUGGAACCGAUCAUGAAUGUGGGAGGAAUAAAGGAAACCCGGAGAAAAUUGGUGUGUAACGUAUGCAAGGUGAAGUGUGGCGCUUGUGUUCGGUGCAGUCAUGGAACUUGCAGAACUUCGUUCCAUCCUUUAUGUGCAAGGGAGGCAAGAUUGAGAAUGGAGGUCUGGGGAAAAUAUGGAUGUGAUAAUGUGGAGUUACGAGCUUUUUGCCCAAAGCAUUCAGAUGUACAAAGUAGUAGCAGCACCUCACGUGUAGAUGAUCCGACUUUGGCUGUUGGUGGUGACUCCAAUGUUGCUAAUCAUCUUCCGGUGGCAGUCUCUUUGAACAAAUUGCACAAAUCAAAGAUUGAUUGUCAAAAUGGAGAGAACAUUGCCGUCCAUAUAGGAACUCCUGAUGCUACUUCUAAUAAAUCGGGCGAUAGUGGAUUACAAGAGAGAGGGUUUUCUUCUUCUGGAUUAAAUACUGGGAUUAUGUCAGAUUGUGGUGAUGCACAGCAACUCAUUAAUGUGGGAACACUACAGAGGAGUACUGAGGAUGUUAACCUAUCCGACUCCCUUAAUGUUGCCCUGAUUUUGAAGAAGUUGAUUGAUCGAGGAAAAACCAGUGUGAAAGAUGUAGCAUUGGACAUUGGCAUAUCACCUGAUUCAUUAACUGCCACACUUGCUGAUGAUGGCAUGGUCCCGGAAUUGCGUUGCAAAAUAUGGAAAUGGCUUAGAAAUCAUACUUAUAUAAGUACUUUAGAGAAAAAUCUGAAAGUUAAAGCAAAUUCAGAAAUUUUAUGCAAGGGUCAAGGUGGAACAACUGAUGGGUCUGAUGCUUUAGCAGUAUCAGAUUCUAAUAAUCCAGAUUCUGUUGCUGUUAAGUCAGUGCCCCCACGGAGAAGAACCAAAAGUAACGUUAGGAUUUUGAAGGAUAGCAAAGUAAUAUGUUCUCCGGAGGAAUUCUUUAGUGACAAUGGGAUAAUGAUCGCUCAGAAUAAAGUAGAUCAAUUUGGCAGUGAGGAAACAGAAAAAUCAAGUAAUAUAUCAAUCCCAAAUGCUACUGAAAAGAACUCCACUGAGGCUGAUGGGAUUGUAGAUUCUUUGCUGAGGCAUUCACCUAAAUCUGAAGGCAAUUCUGAUAGACCCUCAAAUUACAGCUUUCCUGGAAGGGUUCAUUUGGAGGACGUUGCCAUUUGUGAGCAGAAAGCAUCAGUGAAUGGAGACCAGGGAAAUCCAGUUUGCUCCACUGUAAAUUCAGUAGUCUCUGGUGUCAUGAAAACAGAAGCAGUAUCUAGUUUUUACAUCCACCCUUGUAUUUGCAAGAAAUUGUUGCAGAUGGAAUGGGUGAUGCUUUCAAAGCAUCCAGUAGAAUUUAAUGGUCCAAGGGGGAGAGAAAUCUCUCGGUUGGAGGCAUCUUCCACUGCCAGUGUUUGCUGUAAUCACCAAAAUCAACUUUCAAAGUGCAAUAACAAGAUUUGUAACUCUGAUGGACUGAAUUUAGAACAAUUGGCUAAGGCUAGGGAAAUGGGUGUUUUAGACUUGUCUCCAAAAGAUGAAGUGGAAGGAGAAAUUGUUUAUUUCCAGCAUAGGUUACUCAGCAAUGCAGCUGCAAGAAAGCAGUUUACUGAUAAUUUAAUUUGUAAUGUUGCUCAGAGUUUACCACGGGAGAUUGAUGCGGCACGUUGGCAGAGAUGGGAUUCUGUGCUUGUUAACCAAUAUCUCUGUGAGCUUAGAGAGGCAAAGAAGCAGGGUAGGAAAGAGAGAAAGCAUAAGGAAGCACAGGCUGUGCUGGCUGCUGCGACAGCUGCUGCUGCAGCAUCCUCCAGAAUUUCAUCAUUUAGGAAAGAUGCCUUUGAUGAUUCAGCUCAACAGGAGAGUUUGACAAAUUUGAUUACGUCUAAUGGGAGGUCUGGCAUCAGCUCCCAGUUGAUGCCACGGGUAACAGAGACACUUCCAAGGGUUGCCCCAAGGGUUUCAUCAGAAAGGCAGUCUGAUUUUGUUCAUUCGGUAUCAGAUCUUUCUAAGGAAAAUCCUAGAUCGUGUGAUAUCUGCCGACGGUCUGAGACAAUAUUAAACCCAAUUUUAGUCUGUUUGAGUUGCAAGGUUGCGGUUCAUUUGGAUUGCUAUCGUAGUGUUAAAGAAUCUACAGGUCCAUGGUGCUGUGAAUUAUGUGAGGAUUUGUCAUCUAGAAGCUCUGGAGCUACACCUCAUAAUUUUUGGGAGAAGCCUUAUUUUGUUGCGGAAUGUGGUUUAUGUGGUGGCACUGCUGGUGCCUUCAGGAAGUCGUCAAAUGGUGAAUGGGUCCAUGCUUUCUGUGCUGAGUGGGUCUUUGAAUCAACAUUCAGGAGGGGACAAGUAAAUCCUAUUGAAGGAAUGGAGACUGUUUUGAAGGAGGCUCAUGCUUGCUAUAUCUGCCGUCGUAAACAUGGUGUAUGCAUAAAGUGUAACUUUGGCCACUGCCAGAUCACUUUUCAUCCAACAUGUGCCAGAAGUUCUGGCUUCUACAUGAAUAUAAAGAAUUAUGGUGGCAAGUUGCAGCACAAGGCUUAUUGUGAAAAGCAUAGCUUGGAACAAAGGGCAAAGGCUGAAACCCAUGAGCAUGGAAUUGAGGAAUUCAAGAAAUUCAAGCAAAUUAGGGUUGAACUAGAGAGGUUACGCCUUAUUUGCGAGAGAAUAAUCAGACGUGAAAAAAAGAAGCGGGAGUUGGUUUUAUGCUCUCAUGACAUACUCUCUUUCAGAAGAGAUCAGAUUGCUCGUACUCUGCUAGCUCAUAAUCCCUUCUUCCUUCCUGAUGUUAGUUCUGAAUCAGCUACAACCUCCCUUAAAGGGCACACUGAUGAUUAUAAAUCAUGCAGUGAUGCAAUCCAAAGAUCAGAUGACAUAACUGUGGAUAGCACAGCUUCUGUUAAGCGCCGGAUUAAAGUUCCUGUUUCCAUGGACACUGACCAAAAGACAGAUGAUGACUGUUCCACUUCCCAUGUUUUUUUUACCCGAAAGCUCACAGAGAGGUCUCAAUGUUCUGGGAAGCAGAUUCCUCAGAAGCCUUCUUCUGUUGCAUCUCGUAAUCUUUCUGAUGAGGGUGGAUGGAGGUCGAAAUAUAGAAAGCAUGCUGAGACGUUUGAGAAAGAGAUUAUAAUGACAUCAGAUCAAGCAUCUAUGAAGAAUAUGCGGCUACCUAAAGGAUAUCAAUAUGUUCCUGCUGAUAUCCUUCACAGUGGGGAGCAGAUAAACCAGGAUGCCUCUUCUUCUGGUGAACCAUUGGAACGUCAUGAGUAAAGGGAGGCAUCUUCUUUUGGGUUCUGAUUUUGCCUACUAAGGCUACCACCUGUCGAGGACAAAUAUAUUCUGCCCUGAGGCUGCCACAUUUAUCUGAUUAUGAAAGAGAGAAGGGCAGAAUGAACACCGAGCUGGGGUUCUGGGUUAUGGCCAGUGUCCUCAUAAAUGGGAGUCAUACUGGAUUGGGCAGGGAAAUUUUGACAAAAUUGUUGUAUAUUCAUUGUGAGAGUAAUUGUACAGUGGGUGAGGGUUAUUCCAUUUGCAUGCAUUAGAAGGGCAUGAAUGUCUUUGUAUUAAUGCUUUGUCUCUCUUGGGGAGGGGGUGGAAUGGAAGUUCAAUUCCUGCUUCUGGUUGUAUACGAGGGAAUUAGAGGGUAUCACCUACUGUGCCUGCUCUGUAAAGUCGGUGUAUAUAUUCCUACACAAUAUCAAUCAUCAAAGAAAUGGCGCUCAAGAUUGAUUAUA